UUUGGCGCUAAAAAAAAAAAAAAAAAGAGAGAGAGAGACAGAAAAGAAAAAAGAAACCGAGAAAGGCUGGGGACCAGAGAGCGAUCAGAGAGCGACUCGGGGCCGUGAGGUUCCCUCCACUGUCCGAGCGCAUCGCGUCUCUGCUAAGCUCGCGGGCUCCGGGGACCCUUCCUCAGAUCGGUCGGGCCGGACCCCAGCGCCCAGGCGCUCGGGCCGCGGGCCGUUUUCGGGGAGAACACCCCCUGGCAGUGCCACUGCCCGCCAGGCGAUCUCCAAGCACUGCUUGGCUCGGCCGCGGGCCAGGAGGGGAGGGUCCGGUCGUGCCCCGCAAGCGUCCAUUGGCGGCUUUCCCGGGCCUCCGCGCCAUGCCGCCGGCCGCGUGAGCCGCUGCAGGCUCCAAAGCCCGCAAGUGCCAGCAGGAGCGCCAGGCCAGCUUGGGUGGGGGUCGCCGCAGUCGCCAUGCUGCGCGGGCCCCGGGCCCUGGCCCCAGCCGUUACGCAGCCCCCCAAGGGGGUGCCCGCUUUGAGUCCCACUGAGCUGUGGCCGCCCGGCCUUGGCAGCCCCCAGCUCUGCCCAGCCACCACCACCUACUACACCUCGCUGUUCCCGCAGACGGUGCCUCCCGCUGCAGCGCCGGGCACCUGCCUCGACGCCACCCCCCACGGACCUGACGGCCAAGCUGUGCGCUGCGUGCCGGCCGGCCGGCUGCCGGCCAAAAGGAAGCUGGAUCUGGAGAGUAUCGGGAGGCCUGCAGUCCCUGAAUUCCGGACUCCCAAGGGGAAGGGCUUCCGAGUGGACGGCCUUCCUAGCCCCAAAACACCCAAGUCCCCUGGAGAGAAGACUCGGUAUGACACAUCGCUGGGGCUGCUCACCAAGAAGUUCAUUUACCUCCUGAGCGAGUCAGAGGAUGGGGUCCUGGACCUGAACUGGGCAGCUGAGGUGCUAGAUGUGCAGAAGCGUCGCAUCUAUGACAUCACCAAUGUACUGGAGGGCAUCCAGCUCAUCCGCAAGAAGUCCAAGAACAACAUCCAGUGGGUAGGAAGGGGACUAUUUGAAGACCCCACCAGGCCUGUGAAGCAGCAACAGCUGGGACAGGAGCUGAAGGAUCUGACAAGCACCGAGCAGGCCUUGGACCAGCUCAUCCAGAGCUGUUCCCUCAGCUUCAAGCACCUGACCGAGGAUACAGCCAACAAGAGGCUGGCCUAUGUGACUUACCAAGACAUCCGCGCCAUGGGCAACUUUAAGGAGCAGACGGUGAUCGCUGUCAAGGCCCCUCCACAGACAAGACUGGAAGUGCCAGACAAAGCUGAGGAGAACCUGCAGAUAUAUCUGAAGAGCACCCAGGGGCCCAUUGAAGUCUACCUGUGCCCGGAGGAGGUGCAGGAGCCUGACAGUCCAGCCGAGGAGCCUCUCCCUUCCACCUCCCCCCUCAGCCCCAGCCCUGACUGCACCCUGCCUACCACCAGCGCCGACCCUGGGGUCUCAGAGCCUGCAGCCUCCUCAGCGCCAGCGCCAACUCCCCGGCAGGACCCACUGCCACCGCCACCACCACCAUCCCUCAUCCCUUUGGAGGCCACUGACAGUAUGCUGGAGCUGACACAUCCCCUUCUACAGCAGACUGAGGACCAGUUCCUGUCUCCAACCCUGCCCUGCAACUCCCCUCUGAUCAGCUUCUCCCCACCUCUGGACCAGGACGACUACCUGUGGGGCCUGGACAGCGGUGAGGGCGUCAGUGACCUCUUUGACUCCUAUGACCUCGGGGACCUGCUGAUUAAUUGAGCAGCUUCGCCUGCCCCUAGAAGCGCCACACCUGUCUCUACCUCCUCACAGACACACUGACAGGCCCUCUGCCCACAUGGGAACAUUGGACACAGGGUGCCACCCUCAGGGCAUGUCGGUCUUCUCUCCUUCCCAACCUCCCUGCCAGCAGGUGUCUGGGAGAUAUGGAGGAUGUGGGUGAGGAGGGUAUCAGGGGCUGGGUCCUGUCCUUCCUCUUCUGACCUCUGACCUCUCACAUGAAGGACUAUAGGUACAGGUGACUAGGUUUAGGGAAAGGCCCUGCCACCUCCUUCUGAGAGGUAAUUAGGACCCUUGAUUUCUCAAGAAGCACUUAAUGCCCUUGUAUUUAUUUCAGGUUGAGUUUUGUUUGUUUGUCCUCCCUGAGUUUUAGCAGGGAGAGUGUUCUAGUUUCUACAAGACUUCUCAGUCAGGCCUAGGCCAACUCCCCGGUUUCCCCUCAGUGGUGGAGACUGGGUUUCUGAGGGGUUGUCCAGUUUUUUGGAAUGCUAAUUGCACUUAGGGCUUAUAAUUCUAGUAAGUGCCAAGCCCUCAGAUCCCUGCCUACUCUCAGCCUGACAUACCCAGCUGAAGUGUCAGCCCAGAGAAGGUUCUAGUAGCCAUCCUGGGGCAGGCAGCAUUGAGGCUUCUGAAGAAACAGGAGCAGUCAAUUAAGGAGUCCUGCUUCCUAUGGAAUUCUUCCCUCUCCUCGUAGAACGUAAAAGCUCUAGGGAGACAAGACUCUAGGGAAUCAGAUAAGAACCUCCCCGAGGAAACAGAUAGGAAUGUGGAGGCAGCUGUCAUGGCUGCCACCGGCUCCUUUCCUCAGAGUUCCUCCCAGAUCAAGGAAAAGCAGAGGCAAUUCUACCUAAACAGAGGAAUGAAGUGAAAACAGGAAGCCUCAGGAAGGAUCCCCAGGAACUGCUGGUAUCUCCUCCCUUUCCUUCCUCCUCCACUUCCCCCCCUCCUCCUCCUCUUUUUUUUUUUUUUUAAACUGGGGAUUGAACCCAGGGCCUUCAUGCAGAGCUACAUCUCCAGCCCUUUUUAUGUUUUGAGACAGGGUCUUGAUAAAUUGCCCAGGCAGGGUUGGAAGUUGCAGUCCUCCUGCCUCAGCUUCCCAGAGUGCUGGAAUCACAGGCAUGUGUCACCCUGCCUGACUGAUUCUUUAAGGGCCUCUGUUUCCCCACCAACUGUCACACAGACCUCCAAGGACAGAGGUGACCAGGGCUUGGUGGCAUGUUUACUCAUUUUGUCACUGGAAUGCUGAAGGGGUGACAGGAAAGGGCCUUUACUGUGGACCAGGCUUCCACAACUGAUGAAGAAAGAGAUGGGCUGGUGUUGCCUCAGGCCCUCAGGCCCUCAGGCCUGAGGAGGUCUUUUGUCUCCACCCUGUUCCUCCAGAGACUUGGCCAUUCCACACAUUCCCCACCCCACCUGGGAUGGCUGAUUCAAGGCUGUGCCUUCUGUAGAGGGGCACCCAAGGCUGAGGGUCUGAGAGGCCUUCCACCCACCCUCAGGGAGCAGGGGUUCCUCAGGGGCUCAGCUGGGCAGCACUUUUUUUUCUUUAAAUUUGUAGCAUUAAGUUGAUUUAAAGUAUGAAGUUGGCUUCUUAGGGUUGUUCCUGAGCUGGCUGUCUGGGUGUGAAGUCGGGAAGGUGGGCUUACCUGGGUGUGGGACCCAAUGUAAGCUGAUGCCCAGCUGGGGGCAGUCUGGUCUUGCCUGUGGCUCGCCUGCCUGGGGUCUCACAUUGGCUCCUCCCAGGAGGGGGAGCAGCCCACAGAUGCCCCCACUCUUGUUUUGUGUGCCUGACUCCACCCCUAAACACUCUCAGGUCUCCUCAGAAGCCCACCCUCCCAGAAGUCCAGCGUCCUCAGGACCAAAGGCGCCACCUUGGCCCUUGGGUGGGAACAGGGGUGCUGCAAGCAACGUGGUUUGGAGCAAGUGGGGCUAAAGGUGGCAGUGCUGUUUCGAGAUCUCCACUGGCCUAACUUUUAGCCUUGUACCAAUCCCCCUGCCCCACCCCAACCCCCCGUAUGGAGAAUCAAACUCAGGACCUUGCACUUGCAAGGCAGGCACAGUGCUACUGAGCUAAAUCCCUGGCCCUCACCUUGUACCAAUUCUGAGGACGGAGACACUUGACCUCCAUGCCUUGGGCUCUGACUGGAGCUUUCUCCCAGAAUUAAAUUGGAGAGGAGUGAAGAGGCCCUCAGGACCCAUCAGGAAUGAGUUAAUGCUAAGUCUGCCUGGAAUUUGAGCUCGUUUCCCAGUGGCCCAGCCAGAGGGCUGGACAGAGGGCCUUCCUGAGCAGCUGCCCCUGCUCAUCCUGUCCUGUCCCCUUCGCACCCUGCCUGGCCAAGGGGCUGGACCUCCCAGACUAAGCCCCAGGCUCAGUGUGGGAAAUAACCUUGUGCCUCCUUCUUGCCAGUAACACUUGAAACCUCCCCCGCCUUUUUUUUUUUUAAAACAGCACUGGGGAUUGAAUCCAGGGUCUUCACACUGAGUUACAUUCCCAGCCCUUUUUAUUUUUUUUUAAUUUUGAGACAGGGUCUCACUAAGUUGCCUAAUCAGGACUUGAACUUGGGAUACUCCCGCCUCAGUUUCCCAGGGUGAUAGGGUUAUAGACCUGUGCUACUUCAACAGUCUAAAACCUCCCCAUAUCGGUAGAGUGCUUUAAGAACACCAUUUUGAAUGGUAUUUCCUCUGGGGGCCACAGAAACUUUAAAACUAAGUCAGGAGAAAAGCCUGUUUCUGUGGUUGGUGAUUUCUACCAGGAAAUUUCUCAGUCCCGCUAGUGAUCCCCAAGUCACUCAUGUCCUCAGGGACAUCAAAGGCUCGGGACCCCAGGGAACUGGGUAGCAUUAAAUUGUUAGUAAAGUUGGGAAUUCAGAGAUUUCUUACUACUGAAGGUGUCAGGACACGUCUUUCUCCACCUAAUGUGGUCCGCUAGCAUGGGUGCAAGGGAAGAGGGAGCCUUGCUUUAGGGUGACUUGACUUUGUUUCCCCUCCCGAGCAUUCUCAGCCUCCGUUCUGCAGUGUUUGGUGUUGCCGAGAGUUUGGGUGCUCUGGUGUCUGAGUGUUGAGCAGCUUAGUGGAUUUAAAGUGAAAGCCUCUGGGCUCUUUGAACAGCUUUCUGGUUCUUGUUGCAUCCUGAGGUCUCAGCAUCAGAGACGCUGUAUUUCCGUGUGGCCCUCAGUGACCAUGGAGGCCACAA
Heterocephalus glaber (naked mole-rat) is the source of this 4987-nucleotide messenger RNA. It is a transcript of the gene E2f2, whose product is annotated as E2F transcription factor 2. Gene Ontology annotation, biological process: regulation of transcription by RNA polymerase II. The record is from RefSeq and is a predicted model, not a curated record. Lineage: Eukaryota; Metazoa; Chordata; Mammalia; Rodentia; Bathyergidae. Gene Ontology annotation, molecular function: RNA polymerase II cis-regulatory region sequence-specific DNA binding; DNA-binding transcription factor activity, RNA polymerase II-specific; protein dimerization activity. Gene Ontology annotation, cellular component: RNA polymerase II transcription regulator complex.